This is a messenger RNA of Arabidopsis lyrata subsp. lyrata, 1014 nucleotides long. RefSeq names its product thylakoid lumenal 15 kDa protein 1, chloroplastic. The record is from RefSeq and is a predicted model, not a curated record. The coding region runs from base 65 to 748 and encodes 227 amino acids. Lineage: Eukaryota; Viridiplantae; Streptophyta; Magnoliopsida; Brassicales; Brassicaceae. Gene Ontology annotation, cellular component: chloroplast thylakoid. The transcript has 8 exons.
GUCGCUUUUGGCUUAUCCACCGAAACAGAGACUCGUUGAUUCGUGAAGCCGAAAACAAAAAAAAAUGGUAAUUCUCAGCAACGUCUCGUUGUUCUCCUGCUGCAACGUCUCUCAGAAACCAUCUCUCUCUUCUCUCUCCAACUCUCCGUCUUCUCGUAAUUCUCAUUGUCCCCUUCGUUACUCUCAGGAAGGAAAAGAAGUUGUUGUUAGUCCUUUGAGAAGUGUGGUUUGGUCAUUAGGAGAAGAGGUUUCAAAGAGAAGUCUACUUGCACUUGUCUCUGCUUCUCUCUUCUUUGUUGAUCCUGCUCUUGCUUUUAAGGGUGGAGGUCCCUAUGGACAAGGAGUCACCAGGGGACAGGACUUAUCCGGCAAAGAUUUCAGUGGCCAGACUCUUAUCAGGCAGGACUUCAAGACGUCCAUCCUAAGGCAAGCCAACUUCAAGGGUGCGAAGUUGUUAGGUGCUAGCUUCUUUGAUGCAGAUCUAACAGGUGCUGAUUUAUCAGAAGCUGAUCUCCGAGGUGCAGAUUUCUCCUUGGCAAACGUAACAAAGGUGAAUUUAACGAACGCUAACUUGGAAGGAGCGACUGCUACUGGAAACACAUCAUUCAAGGGAUCAAAUAUUACAGGCGCAGACUUCACCGAUGUCCCUCUAAGAGAUGAUCAACGAGAAUACCUUUGCAAAAUCGCGGAUGGUAGAGUUAACGCUACCACUGGGAAUGCAACGCGGGACACAUUGCUCUGCAACUAAACUGUGAAAUCUAAAUACAUGUAUAAGCAAAUAAAGCAAGUAAAGCUUAUAUACAUGUAUUAAACUAUAUAAAUACAGAUUGCUAUAUAUAAUAAAAUCUAAAGCUUUGGACUGUGGGAGUCUUCUUCUUAUAAUUUUUUUUCGAGGUUUGAGCAUUGUGUAGCUUUUUGUGCAUGUUGUUGCAGAGAAUGUGUGUGUAUAUUGUAUUGUUUACUAAUCUCAAGCUUGACCUUGAGAGAUUGAUUAUGUACGCUACUUAACUUCCA